AUGGCAGCAGUUGAGCAUCAUGAAUUUCUCAGUGACUUGAAUUAUCAGAGGAGGCUGACUAUGAGAAGCCAUUCCACAGUGACUGUCUUUCUUCUUUCAGGGCUCACUGAACAACCAGAGCUUCAGCUGCCCCUUUUCUACCUCUUUCUAGGGAUUUAUGUAGUUACCACUGUGGGAAACCUUGGCAUGGUCGCCAUUAUUAGGUUGCACUCCCAACUUCACACUCCCAUGUACUAUUUCCUCAGCAGUUUAUCUUUUUUAGAUUUCUGCUAUUCUUUUGUCAUCACUCCCAAAAUGCUGGCUGGGUUUUUAUAUGGAGAUAAAGCCAUCUCCUUUUCUGGAUGCAUGGCUCAGCUGUUUUUCUUCUGCAUUUUUGUCAUUUCUGAAUGCUACAUGCUGGCGGCCAUGGCCUAUGAUCACUAUGUUGCCAUCUGUUGCCCACUGCUCUACAACAGCAUCAUGUCCCCGCGGGCCUGUUUUCUGCUGGUGGCUGCUGUCUUCUCAGUAGGUUUCACUGAUGCUAUGAUUCAUGGUGGCUGUAUAUUAAGAUCGUCUUUCUGUGGACCAAACAUCAUUAAACGUUACUUCUGUGACAUCGUCCCCCUCAUUAAUCUCUCUUGUUUGAGCACUUACAUAGAUGAACUUCUGAUUUUUAUCAUUGGGGGAUUUAACAUGGUAACCAUCAGCCUGACAAUCACCAUUUCCUGUGCCUUUAUCCUUACCAGCAUCCUCCGUAUUCGCUCAAAAGAUGGCAGGUCCAAAGCCUUUAGCACCUGCAGUUCCCACCUGCUGGCUGUUCUUAUGUUUUAUGGGUCUCUCAUGUCCAUGUAUCUCAAACCUGCUCCUAGCAGUUCACUAGUCCAGGAGAAGGUGUCCUCAGUAUUGUACAUCAUGGUAAUUCCCAUGUUGAAUCCCCUGAUUUAUAGUCUGAGGAACCAGGAAGUGAAAAAUGCACUGACAAAACUUUCAAGAAGAAAAAUAUCUUCAUAA
This is a messenger RNA of Lepus europaeus (European hare), 990 nucleotides long. RefSeq names its product olfactory receptor 8D4-like. Gene Ontology annotation, molecular function: G protein-coupled receptor activity; odorant binding; olfactory receptor activity. Lineage: Eukaryota; Metazoa; Chordata; Mammalia; Lagomorpha; Leporidae. Gene Ontology annotation, biological process: sensory perception of smell; G protein-coupled receptor signaling pathway. The transcript has 2 exons. The record is from RefSeq and is a predicted model, not a curated record. Bases 1 to 990 code for a protein of 329 amino acids. Gene Ontology annotation, cellular component: membrane.